Messenger RNA from Lepisosteus oculatus (spotted gar), 2906 nucleotides. It is a transcript of the gene opn4xb, whose product is annotated as opsin 4xb. The record is from RefSeq and is a predicted model, not a curated record. Gene Ontology annotation, cellular component: plasma membrane. Gene Ontology annotation, molecular function: G protein-coupled photoreceptor activity. NCBI's taxonomy places the organism in Eukaryota, Metazoa, Chordata, Actinopteri, Semionotiformes, Lepisosteidae. Gene Ontology annotation, biological process: cellular response to light stimulus; visual perception; phototransduction.
UCCACCUAAACCAGUGAUUUGUGCUGUUCUGGAGGAAUCAGAGGUAUUAUAUUAAUAAUCCCACGUUUAGAGUUGAAGCUGUUCCAUUUAACAAAUAGUUGUAUGCAGCGAGCAGCCUGCUCGAAACAAAACAGAACAAAAUACAGCGCAGAGGUUUGGAAGGGGAGAACACUACACAGGUCCUGGAUAUGGAGCCCCACAGGAGCUUUGUUAAGAAGAUUGACGUGCCAGAUCAAGUCCAUUACAUCAUUGCGUGUUUUGUUGUAGUGAUUGGCACCAUUGGAGUGGUUGGAAACCUUCUAGUCAUGUAUGCAUUUUACAGUGAUAAGAAACUGAGGACGCCUCCCAAUUACUUCAUCAUGAACCUUGCUAUAAGUGAUUUCCUGAUGUCCAUUUCGCAGUCACCCAUUUUCUUUGUCAACUGCCUAAACAAGGAGUGGGUGUUUGGUGAACUGGGGUGUAAACUGUACGCCUUCUGUGGUGCACUUUUUGGAAUCACCUCCAUGAUUACACUGCUGGCAAUAUCCAUUGACCGGUAUCUGGUGAUCACAAAGCCUCUGCAGUCCAUCCAGUGGACAUCUAAAAGACGCACAUCACUGGUCAUCCUCCUAGUGUGGCUGUACUCACUUGCAUGGAGCCUGGCGCCUCUGGUUGGAUGGAGUUCAUACAUCCCAGAAGGGCUGAUGACCUCAUGCACAUGGGACUAUGUCACAGCUACUCCCUCAAACAGAAGCUACACCCUGAUGCUCUGCUGCUUUGUGUUCUUCAUCCCACUGCUUAUCAUUUCCUAUUGCUACGUGUUCAUGUUCAUAGCAAUUCGGAGCACCAGCAGAGAUGUGGAAAAACUCAGGACCCACACGAAAAAGUCUGCCCUGAUCCAGCAGUCCGUGAGGAAUGAGUGGAAACUGGCUAAAAUCGCCUUUGUGGUCAUCAUUGUGUUUGUGCUCUCCUGGAGCCCCUACGCCUGCGUCACACUCAUCGCCUGGGCAGGGUAUGCUAACAUCUUAAAUCCAUAUUCAAAAGCUGUACCUGCUGUGAUCGCAAAAGCAUCUGCCAUCUACAACCCGUUAAUUUACGCAAUCAUCCACUCUAAGUACAGGAGAACCCUAGGGGAGACUGUUCCCUGCCUGGGGUUUCUGGUACGACCACCGCGGAAAGAGUGCGUGUCAGUUUCCACAAGCGAAUCGUCUUUCAGAGAGUCUGUCCGCAGCCGGCAGUCUACUGUGUCGAGGAACAAACUCAGACGAGUGUCGACGAUGUCUUCGGGAGACACCGUCUGGAGUGAUGUGCUGCUGGACCCAGUUCCCCAAAAGACACACGCCUGCAAAAGCAGGUCUUUUUCCAACCUAUCUAAGGAAAGGGAUGGGAACCAGCUGCUGCUUCGGAGGAAAUCAAAAAGCUGCACAACAGUUGUAGAAGAAAAGGAGAAACUCUCCGUGGGGAAGCCCUUGAGCAUCUUUGAGCAGGAGCUGGUGUCAGGAUCUUUAAACUCGGCCUCAUAUCCUCUCCUGGUGACCAAAAGUGAGACUCACAACAGCUCAGACACUACAACAGGAGAAAAUGGGUUGAGUUUGUCAAAAAUGGGCCUGGACCCUUUUGUCAACACAUCUGUUCCUCGCAUUGUCAUUAGUCCUACAUCAGAGACAAGUCUCCUGGAAGAUACGGUAUUGGAAGGGAAAAAGACAAGCUCCUUGACACAGGAGAACAGGAGUAUCUUACUGGACCUUCAGACUUUAAACUGCUACACAUAGCUCUUGGACACUACUGAAAAAUUCCUUUCCUAAAGACAUGGCACAGUUCUUUGUUUUUUUCUGUUUAAUCUAGAAAAGAAAAAUGUUCUUGUGUAACAGGGUUCAGUGGCGUCUGGGCAUAGACAGAGCUGAACUCCCUGCACUGGUGGGGUGGAAUUUGCCGCUGUCUGGGGUUCAGAGCUGUCCGAGGAUGGGCACUGUCUGGGGUUUACACUGUUUGGGGCUCUGAGGAUUUGAGGAGGCAAGGUCUGGGGUUCAUGUUGUCUGGGGGGGCAAUGUCUGGGUUUCACACUGUCGUUCUGUAGGGUUCUGAAGCCAGGGGUGCCCAUGAGAAGUUGGGUCCCAGCAUGGGGCAGAGUGGCACCCAUCACACUUGCACCACCUUUUUCUCACUAGGUGACAAGACUCAUGUCGAUGACCCCUGUUUCUGCAGACCCCUAAGACAAGCAGUCAUGUCUCAUCAUAAUGAACUGUACAGCCUCAUGGUGCCACAGGUGUGGCGGUGUGAAUAGAUGGCCUCCUCUUCUCUUAUUAUCAGAUUAGCACAUACAACAUUUUGACAGAAAUGUAAAAAAUGUGCAUUUUUAACAUUUGAGGUAUGAGUGACAAUUUUUGGGGCAAGAAAAAAUGAAUCACUGACCUUAGGGCUGUGGAUAGUCACACUCCUUGUACAAAUCACUAACUGUCAUGCUCUUAAACCAAACCCCUCCUCUUAAGGACGCUCCAGCCCUUCCUAGUUUUAUUCUUGAUUUCCUGCACCUACCUCCGGUUCCUGCCCCCGUCCUACAAAAGCCAGGCGUUCCUGCCAAUCUGGGCUAAGCUUUGGAAGAUGGAUGCCCGGAAGCCCACCUAUCCGUGAGUCCAGCGGACUCGAUGGCACAGGCUUCAUCACGGUGUCCUGACCGUCUGAGUCCGGGAUUAGGGAGUGUCUGGUCCUGUGACCCCCCUUUUAUUCCCCAGUCCCUCCGCCGGAUCCCGCUCUCUGGUUUUUAACUCUGUUCGUCUGUCAGGAUGGAUUACCUGGUCUUGGACUUUUGCUACACUCAUAGAUUUACCUCUGACUCCUUUGGACUGUUGGCCUCGGCCACACCUCCCCCGAACACCAGCGCACCAUGGACACGCCCCCCUGUUUUCCUUCCAGCCUCUUUGCAUGCU